Messenger RNA from Camelus dromedarius (Arabian camel), 9970 nucleotides. RefSeq names its product storkhead box 2 (gene STOX2). The record is from RefSeq and is a predicted model, not a curated record. Gene Ontology annotation, biological process: regulation of transcription by RNA polymerase II. Gene Ontology annotation, molecular function: RNA polymerase II transcription regulatory region sequence-specific DNA binding. The coding region runs from base 3191 to 5830 and encodes 879 amino acids. NCBI's taxonomy places the organism in Eukaryota, Metazoa, Chordata, Mammalia, Artiodactyla, Camelidae. The transcript is spliced from 4 exons. Gene Ontology annotation, cellular component: cytoplasm; nucleus.
GCUCAGGUAUUAGAAAAUUUGAAUGCAUUUUUCGUUGUAACUUUCCAUUUGUUUUCUUUUGAUUGUUGUUGUUGUUUCUUUUUCCACUUACUUAACCUUUUCUAUAUCAUAGAGAAAACUUGAGUUUUUAGCUGUCAAGAGGUGGUCCAGGGACCUCAACCUUCUUCCCCAAAGGCCCUUAAAAUGCUGGGGUAAAGAUAAUUCUAUUUAGACCCUAACUUUUAUAUAAUUACAUCAUUGCCUUCUUAUGGUGCAGACCCUACCUAACAGGAAGGCGCUGAAUUAGGUGGAUUUGGGGGAAAUUAGAAUAACUACCAAUGUAACCAGGCUCCUAGAGGGUUGGGUAAAGGUGCUGUGCCUUGGGAGGAGGCCCUGGUGCUGGGCUGCAGGCUGAGUCAUCGUCAUGGAUGGGAGCCCAGGUGGCGUAUCCGAGAGGAGACCAUAACAUUGGAAGGGAAAGUCACGAACAGACCAGUUCUGAUAAGACGUAUAUGGCAUGAUUGAUGUGGUUUUCCCUUCUAUUUCAAGUGUAUAAUUGAGACCUGAUUUAAUAGCAGAUGAUGUGAAAAUGUACUCUGGGGUGGACAGUGUGAUGCAGUAGCCAACAAUAACUAUGACCAGCAGCCUGAGGCCAGGUGAGCACAGAGUCCAGAGUGAGGGAGGUGACGGUGCUGUGGGGAGACCCAGCGAGAGUAAAUCUGGUUCUCCGUGCAACAUUCUAAGAGGGAAAUUGAUACAUUCGAGCAGGAGCAAAGGAUGGGAAACUACAAUGGCAGAGGAUUUGAAAGGUGUCAGAGGUAGCAAGAACUGGAGAAGUGUAUUUAAUAGUGUUGGAAUCAGAUGUACCAGUCGGUCAAUAAUGAACAUAGAACAUGUGUACUUACUUACGGUGUCCCAGACGGUGGGCAGCCAGACAAGAGAUGGUUUGGAACGUAGGCGUGGGAUUAUUAUUUGUAGACGUCAGAUGAAUUAUCAGACAUAAGAAGGUUAUACACUCUUUAGCUUUCCGAGGGCAGAAUGGAAUCACGGUGUGGGGUUGCAGGACUCCGCUCGGAGAUGGGGACUGUCCCAGAGGGUGUGCCCUGGCUCAGACUAGACCCGUGCUCUGGGGGACGCGGUCCUUGAAGAUGGGCUAAAUUACAGGUGUUAAGAGAGGGUAUGAUCCUGGUGGGGCUUUAGCCUGGGGACCCUUCUAACUCAGAGAUUCGGAAUAGUCUGACUGAGAGAUUCGUUACAUCUGUGUACUCCCCAGCCCUGGCUGCAUCCUGUGGUUCACGUUUAUUGUCGGCUAGCUACUGCGUUCUUGAGGAUGAGGGAGAAUGUGCUGGGCAGACAUCCUCGGCUACCCAGAUCCACUUAGUUUCUGAGUAGCGGAUGAUUUGUCGGUAUCUGGUUCCUCAGUGGCACUUGUGAGAAGUGCCUGCUUUGGUAUUACUCGGUUUGGGGGAGUUUGGCCAGUGUCAUUCCUAACACACCAGCGUUCACUUUGCUCUUACUCUUUUCCUCCCAGGCUCCAUUUUUCUGCAUUUAACGCAGUGUCUGCUCUACCUGUCAUCCUCUCCCCUCUCCCCACCCCCACCCCUUUUUCCCUCUUGAGAUGUUUCUGUGUUGCUCCUUGUCCUGCAAAGAGGGAUGACUCAUCUUCUCUGUGAUUCCGCCAACAUAGUUCCUCUGUGUGUACACGUGUCUGUGUGUGUAAAUGCAAUACGUACACGUGCGUGUGCAUGAGCGAUCCGGCGUGGGGCUCACCGCGAGCGUGAUGCGGCACAGAUAGUGCAGUGAGAAGGAUGUUUUCACCCAGAUCUGGAAUGGAUUUUUUUUUCUGCCUGACCGAUCUGAGACACAGACAUUCUAAGAAAGAAAAGAGAAAAAGCAGAGGAAGCAGCGAUGUAAAAAAAAAAAAAAUCCUAUCAAUCACGCCCCCACCCCCCACCCCCCGUGCAGUUUCGGCGCUGGUGUGGUGAGCUCAGGAGCACCGCACGCUGAGAACCGGCUCUUGACCAUAGUGACCUCAUUCCCAACGCCGCCUUCCUCGGCGGCGGCAGGAGCUGCUGCGCCGGCUCGCGGGCUGGCUGGGCUGCGAGCCUGCCGGCGGCGUGUCAGCAGUGACGAGACCCAGGCUUGCAAGGACUUGCCCGGCAACUGGAAUUUAUGACAAAUAGCUCGCUGCAGCUAAACUUUGAUCCAGGGUACAGUUGAACCGCCUGUUACACACAGGAGGGAGACGCAUCCUUCGCAAUGAAAACCCAGCCUUAAAAAAAAAAAAAAAAGAAAGGAAAAAAAACCAGAACGCAUGUGUCAGGUUUAUAAUUACAGACUGGUGAGUAUAUAUGAUGCCUGAUCAAUUUUAACGUGUGUGUUUUUUCUCCAAGCAUCCGGAGGUAUGUGCCCUUUUACCUGUUUUAAUGCUGCAAAGAUCUUAGUUGGUGCUCAGUGCAUGGGAGGGGGCCUGGGCCCCUCGGAGAGGAGGAUGUGCCCCCUUGCAGCCCCCUGGGGCCUGGGGUACAUUUGCAGCCCAGAGUCUCCACACCGCACAGACAAAGGAGCCUGUACCGACAGCCAGAGGCUGUAGCUUUUCUUAGAGUGAUGACUCAUUUCAGCUCACAAAGGAUUCUGGGCAGGGUGAUGAGAAGUCAGGUUGGCUGAUCCGUCCCUAUGACUUCACUUUGCAGAGAACAAGGCGGAAGAGGAGUGACACUGCAGAAUCCCAAGGCACUGCAGUGGGAGACGGCUCAGGACAAGUGGCUGUGAUAGAUGGGCCAGGCACGGGGCGGGAUUCCAGCUGUUCCCUGCAAAUAGGGGAAAAGAAUGCUAAAGGGGAUUCUUUUUUUCCCCUAAAGUCAUUACCAGCAAAGUCCAUUCACAGAGCCUUUUAAAGGUGCUUUUUGCCAGUUUUGAAAUUGAACUUGUACCAGUAUCUCAAGCCCUGAAUUGUAAGAAGUGCUGAGAGUUUUGGAAAUAUUUUUUUUUUUUUAAUAGAUCGACCAAGGUAAAGUACCAGAUUCCUAUUGUGUUCCACGUGCCCUCAGUAGCCAAUCUGAAAUGCUCAUUUAGGAUAUUAUUACUCGAAAGUUUACUCUUUCUUCUUAUUCCAGAUUCUAGGACGUCCGUUUCUGUUACUGGCUCCUUCUCGUGCCUGAAUGCUACCCCCUAGCAUGCACCAGGCUUUAGUGUCAAAGCUACCUGGGGGAUGGAGCCAGUCCAGAAAGGGUCAGGUGAUGUAUCACCAAUCAGUAUGUCUCCCAUCAGUCAAUCUCAGUUUAUCCCACUCGGGGAAAUCCUUUGCUUGGCCAUCUCCGCAAUGAACUCGGCGAGAAAACCUGUCACCCAAGAAGCACUGAUGGAGCACCUGACCACCUGUUUCCCAGGUGUUCCCACCCCAAGCCAGGAAAUCCUCCGGCACACGCUGAACACACUGGUACGGGAGAGGAAAAUCUACCCGACUCCAGACGGCUAUUUCAUCGUCACCCCACAGACUUAUUUCAUAACUCCUUCCCUCAUAAGAACUAACAGCAAAUGGUACCAUUUGGACGAGAGGAUACCUGACAGGUCUCAGUGUACCUCUCCGCAGCCCGGAACCAUCACGCCCUCUGCCUCCGGCUGCGUCAGGGAAAGAACGUUGCCCAGGAACCACUGCGACUCUUGCCACUGCUGCAGGGAAGACGUGCUCGGCGUGCACGCGUCCACGCUGCAGAGGAAGCCGGCCAAGGACUGCAAAGACCCGUACUGCCCCCCCGCCCUCUGCCAGGUGCCGCCCACCGAAAAGAGCAAAAGUACUGUCAACUUCUCGUAUAAGACGGAAACUCUCUCCAAACCUAAAGACAGUGAAAAACAGUCCAAAAAAUUCGGGCUCAAGUUAUUCCGGCUAAGUUUUAAAAAAGACAAGACCAAACAGCUAGCCAAUUUUUCUGCCCAGUUUCCUCCCGAAGAGUGGCCCCUGCGAGAUGAGGACACGCCGACCACCAUCCCUCGGGAAGUGGAAAUGGAGAUCAUUCGGCGCAUUAACCCGGACUUGACCGUGGAAAAUGUCAUGAGGCACACUGCACUAAUGAAGAAACUUGAAGAAGAGAAAGCGCAUAGGAGUAAAGCUGGGUCCUCCGCCCAUCACAGCGGAAGAAGUAAAAAGAGUAGGACUCAUCGCAAGUCCCACGGAAAGUCUCGGUCGCACAGCAAGACGCGAGUGUCCAAGGGAGACCCAUCGGAUGGUUCCCAUCUGGAUAUCCCUGGUGAAAGGGAAUAUGACUUUUGCGAUCCUCUUACCAGGGCGCCCCGGGAGGGCUGCUUCAUCAUUGAACACAAAGGGGAUAACUUCAUCAUGCAUAGCAAUGCCAAUGUGAUUGAGUCUCAUUUCCCCAUGACUCCGGAAUGGGAUGUGUCUGGGGAACUGGCCAAAAGGAGAACUGAGAUGCCUUUUCCUGAGCCUUCCAGGGGAAGCUCCCACUCAAAAGUGCACCGAAGCCACAGCCAUACCCAGGACCGGAGGUCCAGAAAUGAGAGAUCCAACAAGGCCAAGGAGAGGUCCAGGUCCAUGGACAACUCCAAAGGCCCUCUGGGUGCUUCUUCUCUGGGGACGCCUGAAGACCUGGCUGAAGGCUGUAGUCAAGACGACCAAACCCCUAGCCAGUCCUACAUUGACGACAGUACUUUAAGACCUGCACAGGCUGUCAGUCAUCAAAGAGCUCACAUUUCGUCCACAAGCUACAAAGAGGUGUGUAUUCCAGAGAUCAUCAGUGGCAGCAAGGAACCCUCCAGCACUUGUAGCCUCUUGGAGCCAGGCAAACCACCCGAGAGUUUGCCAUCCUAUGGUGAACUCAAUUCUUGUCCGACAAAAACAGCCACGGAUGACUAUUUCCAGUGCAACACCUCCAGUGAGACAGUGCUCACGGCGCCGUCGCCUCUAGGAAAGAACAAAGAGGACCAUGACACUCUGACCCUGGCAGAAGGGGUGAAAAAGCUGCCUCUGUCUGACAGGCAGACCCCACAUUCCUCCCGGGAGCCCGUAGGGCACAAGGAGGAGUCGCCAAAGGGGCCAGGCGGGGGCCCAGCUGCUUCUGGCACUGUGGCUGAAGGGAUUGCCAACGGACGCCUCGUCCAGCAUCACGGCGCCGAACCCAGCAGCCUGGACAAGAGGAAAGAGAUAUUUAGCAAAGACACACUGUUCAAACCUCUUCACAGCACCUUGUCUGCAAACAGCUAUCACAAAUCGAGCCUGUCUCUCCUCAAAUCUCACCCGAAGACACCUGCGGACACACUGCCAGGCCGGUGCGAGAAACUGGAGCCGUCCCUGGGGACCUCGGCCCCGCAAGCCAUGCCGGCUUCCCAGCGUCAGCAGGAGUCAGGGGGGACCCAGGAGGCCUCUUUUGACUAUUACAACGUCUCUGAUGACGACGAGUCUGAGGAAGGGGCAAAUAAGAACGCAGAGGAGGAGAAAAACAGAGAUGACGUGGGCACCAUGCAGUGGCUUCUGGAAAGGGAGAAGGAAAGAGACUUGCAGAGGAAAUUUGAGAAGAACCUCACCCUCCUCGCCCCAAAGGAAACCGACAGUGGCAGCAACCAGAGGGCCACCCAUUCGGCACGCCUGGACAGCAUGGACAGCAGCAGCAUCACCGUGGACAGUGGAUUCAACUCCCCACGCACUCGGGAGAGCCUGGCUUCCAACACAUCAAGCAUCGUUGAAAGUAACCGUCGUCAGAACCCUGCCUGGAGCCCAGCCCACGGUGGAGCUGGCCCGGCCUUCAAUUUCCGAGCAAGUACGGACCCCCCCACAAGUGAAGCUGAGAAGUUACAGAAACCUUCCAGCUGCUUGCAAGCUUCUGUUACUAGUGUGUGAUAGUCGUUCUGCCUCAGAUCUCCUGUCUCGUUCGAUACAGCCAAGUUUACGACACUGGGACUGAUGUUUACAUCUUCGGGAAGACAAGCAUCUCAACCACAGUUUUUGUGUUGAACUUAAACUGUGCUGCUAAGUAGGCUAGGGCAAAAACAACAACAGAAAAAUCUUUAUUUCAGAGUAUCGCUUUUCACGUUUAUGGCUCUGUAGCAACAAGAAUAGCAGUAGGGGUGAUAUGUAUACUUUUGCUUCACUAAUUGUAACUGAGCACACAUAGGAAAGUCUAGACACUGUACGUGUGAUAUGCAUUUUCGAUGUCAUACAAUUGCCAAGUCCGUUUGAAAAUGCCACAGAUGCGUGUUGCUCCCAGUCUGUGGCCACAUGGUGCCACAGAACUGAUCCUUAACACUUCCAAAAACAAACAAAAAAACAAAGCCACCACAAAAUGUCAAAUGUGAGGGUCCACCCUGAGGGAAUUCUAUGCCAAACUGACGAGAAGGGACCCCCAGCCCUUUGUGUGUGAACCGUUCAGGCACCUGUCAUUCUGCACUGUGAGUUUUCAUGACACGAUUUUGUAGGAGCCCGUGGAAGUGUAUCAGAAGGGGUCGUGAUCCAAAUCCUGGGAGUGUUUGUUGUCAGGAUUUUGUUUUUUAAGUGUCACAGAUGCUUGUCUGAAUUUUUUUUAACCUUCCGUAAUCACAAACAGGAAUAUAGGCCUUUGAAUCUGAAAUGGACAAAGGAAGGACCCCCCCCCCCCAGCCCCAGCUUGGCUGGGGCACAGCACUCAGUGAUGGGAGAGGUAAUGCGAUGUUUAAAAUGUGUCAAUCAAAUAUUAAAGGAAGAUCAUUUCCUCCUUGUGAUACUUACGAUAAUCUAUCUUACUAUCAUAGAUAACGAUAAUUAGUUUGUUUAAAAGCAAAAUGUUCUUUGUGAUACAAAUGAAGACUAUGGCCUGGGACGUUAUUCUUUCUAAUGGAAGGACAUAAAUCUAUUUUAUGUAGUUUUAAAUAGAAUGCCUAAAUUAGGCUAUGGGAGAUAAUUUUUAGUGGUUAUAGGAAAGAGCAAAUUUAGGGAGAGUUGAACUUCAGGCCUUUUAUUCCUGGGAAGAUAUCUAUAGAGAAAACUUUAAAAUAAUUUUUGAUUAGAAAUACACAUGUGCCCAUGUAAUUAACAACAGAAUGUGAUCAUUCUGCAAGUGUAGUGUAAUCCUAACUUGUACGCCCCUAAAAUUUAUCAGAAUAACAAUUAUGCAUACAUGAACUAUGCCAGAGUAAUGUUUACAAAUACUUUGUAACCAGUUUCAGGAGGCAUUUUUAGGCAGAUGUAUAGUUUUUAGCCCAGCUUACUUCAAAAUGGUUUGUUAACAUUUUGCUUCGGUUUCCGAUGUCAUGUUGAAUACAAAGAAGUUUCUCAGCAGCAAAGGGAUUAUGAAUAAUCAAGAUUCAGCCUGCUAGGAAAGAGAGAUUUCAAAGUUCCCAUGUCCUAUUUUAUGAGAAUGAUGGAAUAAAUCUGUAGCUGAUGGAAAAUUAUUCACCAAAGGGUUACAUGCAACACAAGUAAACGGUCUGACAAGAAGUUUUAUUUAUUUAGUUCAGUGGCAUGUGAUGUUUGGAGCCAUAAAACAGAAAAUAAAGAUCCAAAAAUAAAUCUAAAAUAUUUUCACCUCAGAUUUCAGGAAUUGGCAUAAAAUUUGUAAACCACUUCUGCUUUGGUAUUAGGUUGAAUCACUAGCAGUCUGUUUCAAGAGUGGUGCCAUGUACACAGUGGGACUGAGUCUUGAAACAUUUGGGCAGUCCCUCAUACUUCUUCAGCUGUUUGGAAGUUUUGUUGGGUCAAAUAGGACUCGUCAAGUUUAGGAAAGAUUCCUUUUCUGUGCUCGUAGUGAAACGUAAGCCCAUUUCUUGGUUAACUCUCACAUCACUAAAAUGCUUAAGCAGUUGGCUUUCCAUCUCAUGCCGGAUUUCCUCCAAGGCAUGCCCUGAUUGCUCAGAAACGCUCUGUCUCAUUGCUUUACUGUGUCCAGAAGGAACAUGUAUCUGUUUCUUUGGAGAGUUGUAUACCAUAGAGUUACUAAAUUUUUCCAUGUAAAUUUUUUUUCCCCAAAAUCUGCCCUCACGUAGGCGUCAUUCUAGAAUUCAUAAAUAUUUUAACCAUCAAAACAAUACAUCAGCCUCUAGUCAACCCUCCUCAAGCAGCCAUUAUAAUAAUCAAAUACUGUGUGAACAGGAAAGGAAAGCAUUACCUUUAAGAGAAGCUUUAAAAUAGGAACCUAUCAAUAUUUCACAAGAUGUAGGUUUACAGAAGACGCUAUUCGAAUAAAAUGUGUAAGCUCUUUGCCUGAUGCUAUGGGAUACAUGAUUUAAAGAAAAAAGAAAACGAAACAAAACUCCCUUAGACCAGCAGCCGUUAGCAUAGAAACGAUGGACUUUAAAGAGGGUAUGAUGUAAGCAGACGUUCCAAGUAGAGAUACGCCCGUCGGAAUCGAAUCGGGAUUGUUGAAUGGGGGACAAGAGGGGGCAGGAAGCACAUGACGCAUAUGACCCAAGAUGGUCCGCAGUGAUGUCCUCAGUGACCAAACCCUUGGGCCCGCUCCAGGCUUUGCCAGCACCCUUUUCCUCCAGUGAGGCGACAGCUCUGUGUCCCGCGGCUGCUCCUCUAGAUUUCACUUCGAGUUUAUCGACUGAAAGGUUUACAGAACUGAAUCUGGUUGAAUCUCGGUGUAGCGUUCAACUUUAAAGGGUCAACACAUCUGUCGGCAUUUUGCACACUUAUGUAUUAUUAUGAUACAGCAUAUUACUUUAUGGUAAUUUUUUUUUUUGACAUAGAACUACCUCCAUAAAUUUGAUGAAGCGGCAGCAGUGCGUUCAAGUGUAUUGUUCAGAAGAGCCAAGUUGAAAAACUUGCUGACACGUUAGGCCGUGGUGUUGUCUGUGUGUCAGUGAUUGCCUGUGUGGACUCGUGACUGUCCCAUCGCCAUGGUUUGCUUUUACGGCAUUAUUUCACUCUCAGACGUCAACCUGUCUCUCCUCUUCCAGCCCCCGCAAAGCACCCUUGACUUUGUGAUGAAUGAGAGGAAGUUUCGAUUUCCUGGCUUCCCCGCCCCCACCCUGUUCCUGCUAAGAGUUCUCUCUGGCAAAGAGUCAAUUGGUAAACAUAAUUUAGCCAGCUAUUUACUCCUAUACAAAUCUGAUUGGAAGUCCAGGUUUUCGGUCACAAGACACACGAGAAAUUUGGACUGCCAACUUUGAAGCAUUUGAGCCCUCUCUGCCUUCUCAUUUGCAUGCAACCAUAUUGAGCCCAGGCAUCAUUUGAAUUCAAAGAGCUGUGCCAUGCAUUCACAACUUCUGUUCCAUAAUUUUGGACUUCAUUUUAUAUAUUUUGCACAUCUCAGGGGAUCUUCAUGAGCAUAUGAAAAGGGGUGGGGGUGCCGUCAAAUAGAGAAAACAAAUAGAAAAGCUAAAAGAGGACUAGCUGGAUAAAAAUAACAAAUGACUGCUUCUCUGACGUGAAGUUCGAGUUCAGGAGGCAUAAAUUAAAAGUUAAUCUGGAGGAACAACGAUCUUAACACCAGCUGUUCCCAAAUCUCCCUUUUUCACCACCCAACCAGCAUUUCUAAAAAAUAAAUUUAAAUUAUAUUAUAGUCACCGUGGGGAGAGAAAAAACCUGUUCAGUGAUAACGAAAGCUUUUUUUUUUUGAGGUUGGCACAGCUUUGUAAAAUUCUACCCAGGAUGAACCACUUAUCACCACAAAGUGUACUUGAAAAUAAAGUUUUUAAACUUAAAUUACAAGCAUAUUGCUCACAAUACAAUAGGGAUCAUAUUUUGGAAACUCACCAUGUGUAUAACACGGGCAGUAUUUGGAGCUUGAUUAAAAACCAACAACAACCUGUGAUGACUUCGUAAAUUUGUUUUGGGAUCUCAAAGUGCUUCCAAAGCAUUUGGAUUCAUGAUUAACAAAACAGGUCAUAUUUGUAAAACCCAUACUUGAAAUGAAGAAGGAAGGAGUGACAUAAGAUUACCCAGAAACACAGCGGCAGCUACCAGUGGUCUAUUUUCUAUGUUUGAUAGACCAUCACGAGAAAUCACGAAAUACAAUGCCCUUUUUCUGAUGUGUGCUAAUAAAGUCAAAGAAAACGAAUACAA